Messenger RNA from Ornithorhynchus anatinus (platypus), 1589 nucleotides. Its product is annotated as non-structural maintenance of chromosomes element 3 homolog. The record is from RefSeq and is a predicted model, not a curated record. The transcript has 11 exons. Gene Ontology annotation, cellular component: nucleus. Lineage: Eukaryota; Metazoa; Chordata; Mammalia; Monotremata; Ornithorhynchidae. The coding region runs from base 102 to 902 and encodes 266 amino acids.
GGAGAGAAAGCUUUUCCUGAGCACGCGCACUGGACGGGGCCGGCGAGAAAAACGGCCGGAGGGGCGCGCGCGCGGGCUCGAGCCUGAAAUCAGCUGGAAAGAUGUCUCAGAAAAAGAAAAUGAAAAGGCGACCUGGAACACAGAGUGAACUCCACCAAUCCCAGGGAGAAGACAUGGAUGUGGAAGAAGACCAGUGUCCGACUCAAACCCAGACGGCAAGUCAGAUGCGGCCAAAUCUGGAGAAACCAUCUAUGGCCCAGGUGGAUCAGAAGGUGAAUGAGCUGGUGCAGUACCUACUUGUUAAGGAUCAGAAGAAAUUGCCCAUCAAACGGGCAGAUAUACUGAGAAAUGUAAUCAAAGAAUACAAGGGUGUGUCUUCAGAGAUUGUCAAAGGAGCUGGUCAAGUUUUGGAAAAAGUUUUUGGUCUCCAUUUGAAGGAAAUCGAUCAAAAGAACCACGUCUACAUAAUUGUCAACAUGCUGGAGCGAUUGGAGGGGGAUAAUAUGAGAGUAGAUGAUAAUACUGCCAAGAUGGGGCUUCUGAUGGUGAUCCUCAGCCUCAUCUUCAUGAAAGGCAGUGCCACCAAUGAAUCUGUCAUCUGGGAGACGUUGAGGAAGCUACGAGUUGACACUAGGGAGAGACACGAGGUCUUUGGGGAUGUGAAGAAGUUAGUUACGGAAGAGUUUGUCAGGCAGAAGUACUUGGAGUACAACCGGAUCCCUCACACCGAGCCUGUUGAAUUUGAAUUCCAGUGGGGAGCCAGAGCUACUAAAGAAACUACCAAAAUGCAAGUCCUGAAUUUUGUUGCCAAGAUCCAGAAGAAGGACCCCAAAUCCUGGACGGUGCAAUAUAGCCAAGCCACAGAGGGCGCUUCAGCAAGCGGAGCUCCACUUAGGCAUUAGCCACGCUGCCGUCUGGGCCAGUUUGGGGAAAAAGUGAUGUGCGUCCAUUGAUUUGUUCCCUGUGAACAGUAGCUCCUGGAGGGAUGACCACCUGCAGGGGCCGUCCAACCCCGUGGACUCUGUAGAACUGAAGCUGACGCGGUUCCAGAAACAUCAAGGGCUCUCUGGGUCGGAGCGAGCAAGAGGAGCGGGGCAGUUGCCUCGAUUGGCUCUAGAGGAAUCCCAAGAAGCCAGCUCAGUUUCAGACCUCCAGUGGGGUUUGGGAUGGCUCUUUCUUGGGGCAUCUCGGGCCACCUGACCACUGUGAGAUCGAGGGAACUGAACUGUCUUUUUGGUGACUCCGCUAAAUCCCAAAAUGGUCGAUUGUAUGGUGUGGAGGUGGGGCCAUUUUAAAAUUGAAGUUGUCCACAGAACUACUUUGGCAUUUGAAAUCUUUUCUACUUGAACAGUCUGUCACCAGCUUUACUGGGUUCAACUCCUCGGGUAUCUUGGUUACACUGUCAAAAGACCUUGGCUCUCGAGAAGUGGGUUUGGUGCUCGUUCGGGUGGGGGAAGCCAGAUAUCGGUGUUAUAUCCUAGUUCUACUGAUGAUGCGAAGGGUUAAUCGGUCAGUCGCGCAGUGGUGUUUGAGCACGUACUGUGUGCGGAGCACUGUUCCAAGCGCUUAAUAAAGUACAAUGCAACAAA